AGUGGCUCGCAGCCGCGGCGCCUGGUCGCCAUCGCUGCAGCGCCACUCGGGCGGACUCGCCUCUCACAAUGCGGCUCUAGAAGCGGCGUCUCUCUGACCCCUGUCGCUGCCCGCCACUUACCGUCCGUUCGAGCGACCGGGCUCCGCUCAGAGCUCAGGCCGCGCCGCGCCGCGCCGCCAUGGAGGAGCAGCAGGAGGAGCGCGAGGCGGAGAUCCACGGGCCCGAGCUCUGGUUCUCCAAGUGGGAGCGACAGUGUCUGGCCGCGGCCGAGCAGGACGAGCCCAGCGAGGAGGAGGCGGAACCCAGCCGCCAGAAGAGCUGGCACCUCUUCCAGAACUCUGCCACCGCGGUGGCGCAGCUCUACAAAGACCGGGUGUGUCAGCAGCAGGGACUCUCUCUCUGGAUGCCUUUCCAAAACGCCGCCACGGCCGUCACCAACCUGUACAAAGAGAGCGCCGACGCCGGGCAGCGCAGCUGCGACCGCGGGGUCCAGGUGGGCUACCAGCGCAGGAACAAGGACGUGCUCGCCUGGGCCAAGAAGCGCCGGAGGAGCAUCCGCCGGGAGGACCUCAUCAGCUUCCUGUGCGGCAAAGCCCCGCCCCCUCGCUCGGCCCGCACCCCGCCCCGGGUGAUGCCCGAGCCCGCCGGCUCCAUGGAGGCGGAGCUGCAGCCCUUCAGGGAGGCCGUCGCCCUCUGCGGCCUCAGCGGCGCCAUGGCCGGCAUCUCGGUCCGCUCCAACCCGCCCGGGUCGCCCGUGGGCCGCCGCAGGAACGGCCUGCACGACGUGGACCUCAACACCUUCAUCGCCGAGGAGAUGGCGCUGCACCUGGACUCGGGCGCCAACCGCAAGCGAGGCCCCGCCCCCUGUGGUGACGUCAUCACGGACUCCCCCACUCAUAAACGGAACAGGAUGCUCUGAACUGUGCUGCCCCCGGUGGACGCUGAGCAGAAAUAAACAGAAGAGUACAAACCCGCACAUCUGUUCCUGAGUGACCGUCUCACACACACGCACACACACGCUUGUCCUCGUGGGGACCUCGCCUGCUGAUCACCCGCGUCAGAGCUGUGUGGCGUUUCGUCAUCUCACUGGCUGGUUGCCACGGUGACGCUGAGGAUGAGGCGCUCAGAGAAAGUUGGCACCAGUCGACGUGGUGGCGCCGGGACCCGUCACCCGCCCCCAGCUGCCUCCCUCGGUCAUGUGACGCCGUGCUGUCGGGACGCGCGCUCCUCCCGGCACCCGCCACACACGCCGCUGCACAGGCGCCCGCAGAAACAGACACGCCAGGUGGCGCUCUCGACACGGCCGGCUGACUCCCAGACACUGCACUUCUGCGGACUCACCGCGAGAGGGAGACGUUUCCCUUCAGACAGCCGGCCGGCGUUUGGCGAGCUGGCUGUGACGUCACCGUGGACACCUGCUCAGUGACCGACGCAACACGACCACACGAGCCUGAGCAGGCGCAACAGAAGCCCGUCUCUGUCCGCGGACCAGAAGCGUGCAGUGGCAGGACACCAGCCUUCCGCUGGGUGGCGCCACUUCGGAUGACGAAGGCGACUGACUCGAGUCGCUGUCUCAUUCUCUUUCACGCGCAGCUGAGCGCGUGCGGGCGGGACGCAACAAGUGUCUGAAUGUUCCCGCACUCUCGACCAUCUGGGCCACGCGGACGCAGGUGUCCGCCGCAUGUUUGCUGA
Molecule: messenger RNA, 1693 nt
Organism: Synchiropus splendidus (mandarinfish)
Lineage: Eukaryota; Metazoa; Chordata; Actinopteri; Syngnathiformes; Callionymidae
Gene: hapstr1b
Product: HUWE1 associated protein modifying stress responses b
Exons: 4
Coding region: 180-920 (246 amino acids)
Source: RefSeq, a predicted model, not a curated record